CCACAAAUAAUAAACCUUGAGAACAAAACCGAUAAGCUUUUUCUUCUUCUCUCUCGUUCGCCACUGCAACCACAUUUACCUCCAAAACCAGACCAAAACUCUUGGUCGAAACCAUGUUCUCGCUGAAGCCUUGUAAAAGCCGUUGCAACUCACCCUUCCUCUCCAACCCACGUCGUCUUCAAAACCUAGCAAAACCGCAAAGUACCAUUUUCUCCCCAUGCAGGGUAUUGUCUCCCCAUGAAAGAAGACUUGGCGUGAGGGCAAAUAGUGGAAAAGGAGAAGCAGAGAAGAAGGAAAGACGACCUUUCUUAACCCUAGAAGAAGCUGGUCUGGUAGAAAUCUCCGGUCUCAGCACUCACGAAAGAUUUCUAUGUCGUUUAACGAUAUCGUCGUUGAAUUUGCUGAGAGUGAUAUCAGAACAAGAAGGAUGCGAAAUUGAGGAGCUAAAUGCUGGGAAGGUAUGUGACUGGUUUGUGAAGGAUAAGUUGAAAAGAGAGCAGAACUUGGACUCUGCUGUCCUCCAGUGGGAUGAUUCUGAGCUAUUUUAAUUAUUUAAGUACUUAAUUAUUUGAUUAACUUGUAAGAUGGUAUAUUUAUAAUAUUUGAUACCAUGAGCCAAAGAUUUUGUGAAACUACAUUCAGUUUUUAAUUUACCUCUUUCGACUGAAUUAGGGGUGGGAUAUUGUAGAAUUAUGACUCAUCGAAUUGAUGUCUGAAAAAUAUUAGGAUAUAGGUUGAGUUAUGUUAACCCCUAUUUAGGUAUAAUCUUACACUCAUUACAAUUGGAAAUUACAUUCGGAUAUUACUGUUAGACCGAGUCAAUCUUAUCAGAAACUCAGCUCCGAAACAAACUCUUCAUAGGAUAAGAUUGCUAGGUCAGGUUUUAGUUUGAAUAGUUCAAAGAUAAGGCUGUUGUGAUUUUGUAUUUUGAAUUCAAAGAUCUCUGUGUAAAUAGGGUAUUCAAAACCCUACUUGUAAUAUGAAAUUGAUGUGUAUAAAUAUACUGCAACCCAUCAUUAUACGGGUAUG
Messenger RNA from Malus domestica (apple), 1029 nucleotides. RefSeq lists its product as uncharacterized. NCBI's taxonomy places the organism in Eukaryota, Viridiplantae, Streptophyta, Magnoliopsida, Rosales, Rosaceae. The record is from RefSeq and is a predicted model, not a curated record.